Messenger RNA from Nannospalax galili (Upper Galilee mountains blind mole rat), 6144 nucleotides. RefSeq names its product inositol polyphosphate-4-phosphatase type I A (gene Inpp4a). Lineage: Eukaryota; Metazoa; Chordata; Mammalia; Rodentia; Spalacidae. The record is from RefSeq and is a predicted model, not a curated record. Bases 677 to 3724 code for a protein of 1015 amino acids. The transcript is spliced from 28 exons. Gene Ontology annotation, cellular component: cytoplasm. Gene Ontology annotation, molecular function: phosphatidylinositol-3,4-bisphosphate 4-phosphatase activity.
GGCCCCGCGCGAGGCGUCCGGAGCUGAGGCGGCUGUGGUCGGGUUUGUGCUGCGCGCCAGCAGCGGGUUCGUAGCCGGGGCCGACGCCGUGGGCGGGGCCAGGACGACCAGCACCGGAGUCCCGGGUCAGUCUUCACGACCGGGCGGCGACGCUGCUGCGGGGCGGAGGCCGGGGCGCACGGCCUGCUGGACGGAGGACGGCUGAGCGGGACGGCGGGCGACCGCGCUGGGAAGCGCCUUGUAGAUGAUGGCUUUGGAUGUGCCUCUAUGAAGAAAUACCACGUGGCCCCAAAGCAAUUAUGUUUGAGCCAGCAGGAGUUGUAGCACACAGAGCUGGACAAAGCCGAAGCUCCAUUCUUUGCUGUUUAACCUACUUCUGAUAGAGUGUGAGCUCUGUGCAGAACCGGGGCAACCUUGAUCUGAUUCAGCUGUGGUGGCAUUUUUGCCACAGCUCCAUCCAUCUUCAGCACCUUCUCCAAUGGUUGGGUGUGGAUUGUCACUUAACACUUUGUAGAAAAGAGCCCGAGACCAAGACACACAGGAACUUGGGGAGAUCGGGGAAGGACACAUCAGGUCUCCUGCCAUCUUAGGAAGCCAGGGCCUGGUGACAUUCUUCCCCAGGUAUUCAGGUGAAGUCUGACCCAGGAACAGGAGCCACAUCCUCGCCAAUGACAUCAUGACAGCAAGAGAGCACAGCCCUCGCCAUGGUGCCAGGGCCCGAGCAAUGCAGCGGGCUUCUACCAUUGAUGUGGCAGCUGACAUGGUGGGCCUCUCUCUGGCAGGAAAUAUACAGGAUCCAGAUGAGCCCAUUUUAGAAUUCAGCUUAGCUUGCAGUGAGCUUCAUACUCCAUCGCUAGAUCGAAAACCAAAUAGUUUUGUGGCUGUGAGUGUCACCACCCCUCCACAGGCAUUCUGGACAAAGCAUGCACAGACAGAGAUCAUUGAGCAAAGCAUGGGAAGGAAGGGUCCCCUCCAGCAGGCUAGGUGGGACUUGGUGAAAUUCUGCCAUAGCAGGUCCAAGUGGGGCCCAGACUCUGCAGGUCUGACAGGAUUGCAGGGAACCAACAAUCCUAUAUUUCUAAGUAGCAUUGCCUUCUUUCAAGACUCCCUUAUCAAUCAGAUGACACAAAUCAAACUGUCUGUGUAUGAUGUCAAAGAUAGAUCUCAGGGAACAAUGUACUUACUGGGCUCUGGAACAUUCAUUGUCAAAGAUCUUCUUCAGGACAGGCAUCACAGAUUGCAUUUAAUACUAAGGUCUGCAGAGAGUGACCGUGUAGGUAAUAUAACUGUGAUUGGCUGGCAGAUGGAAGAAAAGUCAGACCAGCGGCCCCCUGUGACUCGGUCUCUAGACACUGUCAAUGGGAGGAUGGUUCUGCCUGUUGAUGAGAGUUUGACUGAGGCAUUGGGAAUCCGAUCCAAAUAUGCUUCACUUCGAAAAGACACUUUACUGAAAUCGGUGUUUGGCGGUGCCAUCUGCCGCAUGUACCGGUUCCCAACCACUGAUGGCAACCACCUACGGAUCCUGGAGCAGAUGGCAGAGAGCGUCCUCUCCUUGCAUGUGCCUCGGCAGUUUGUGAAGCUCCUGCUGGAAGAAGAUGCAGCCAGAGUCUGUGAGCUGGAGGAGUUGGGGGAGCUGUCCCCUUGCUGGGAGAGCCUCCGGCGCCAAAUUGUCACUCAGUACCAGACCGUCAUCCUCACCUACCAGGAGAACCUGACAGACCUCCAUCAGUAUAAAGGUCCCUCAUUUAAAGCAAGCAGUUUGAAAGCCGAUAAAAAGUUAGAAUUUGUUCCCACAAACCUGCACAUACAAAGGAUGAGAGUUCAAGACGAUGGAGGCUCAGAUCAGAACUAUGACGUCGUCACUAUUGGAGCCCCAGCAGCACACUGCCAAGGUUUUAAGUCAGGAGGUCUCCGCAAAAAGCUGCACAAAUUUGAAGAGACCAAGAAACACAGUUUUGAGGAGUGUUGUACAUCAUCUAGCUGCCAGUCCAUAAUCUACAUACCACAGGACAUCGUCCGAGCCAAGGAGAUUAUCGCCCAGAUCAACACCCUGAAAACCCAAGUUAGCUACUAUGCAGAGCGGCUCUCAAGGGCGGCCAAGGACAGGUCUGCUACUGGCCUUGAAAGGACACUUGCCAUCUUGGCAGACAAGACCCGGCAGCUGGUCACUGUCUGCGACUGUAAGCUGCUAGCCAACUCCAUCCAUGGGCUGAAUGCUGCACGGCCUGACUACAUCGCAUCCAAGGCCUCUCCCACCUCUACCGAGGAGGAGCAGGUGAUGCUUCGGAAUGACCAGGAUACCCUCAUGGCCAGGUGGACAGGGAGGAACAGCCGAUCUUCCCUACAGGUGGACUGGCACGAAGAGGAGUGGGAGAAAGUGUGGCUGAAUGUUGACAAGAGCCUGGAGUGCAUCAUCCAGCGGGUGGACAAGCUGCUGCAGAAGGAACGUCUGCAUGGCGAGAGCUGUGAGGACGUCUUCCCCUGUUCAGGCAGCUCCUCCAGCAAGAAAGGUAACCGGGACAGCCACGCCUACUGGAUCAGACCGGAGGACCCCUUCUGUGACGCCCCCUCCUCGCCAUGCCCCUCCUCCAUGCCCACUGCUGCAUGCCAUCCUCACCUGAACACACAUUGCAGCCCCCCUCCUGAAGAGUCCAGUCCAGGUGAAUGGAGCGAGGCCCUGUACCCCCUGCUGACCACCCUCACAGACUGUGUGGCCAUGAUGAGUGACAAGGCCAAGAAGGCCAUGGUCUUUUUGCUCAUGCAGGACAGUGCCCCCACCAUCGCCUCGUACCUCAGCCUGCAGUACCGUCGAGAUGUAGUCUUCUGCCAAACCCUGACUGCGCUCAUCUGUGGUUUCAUCAUCAAGCUGAGGAACUGCCUGCAUGAUGAUGGCUUCCUGCGGCAGCUCUACACUAUUGGGCUACUGGCUCAGUUUGAGAGCCUGUUGAGCACCUAUGGAGAGGAGCUGGCCAUGCUGGAGGACAUGAGCCUUGGAAUCAUGGACUUGAGGAAUGUGACCUUCAAAGUCACUCAGGCCAUUUCGAAUGCAUCAGCUGACAUGCUGCCAGUCAUCACAGGAAACCGUGAUGGGUUUAAUGUACGGAUCCCUCUGCCAGGCCCGCUGUUUGACUCCCUUCCCAGGGAGAUCCAGAGUGGCAUGCUGCUACGGGUGCAGCCAGUCCUCUUCAAUGUUGGCAUCAAUGAGCAACAAACACUGGCUGAGAGGUUUGGUGAUACUUCUUUGCAAGAAGUUAUCAAUGUAGAGAGUUUGGUGCGGUUAAAUUCCUACUUUGAGCAGUUUAAAGAAGUUUUGCCAGAGGACUGUCUACCUCGAUCUCGGAGUCAGACCUGCCUGCCGGAGCUGCUGCGGUUUCUGGGGCAGAACGUUCAUGCACGCAAGAAUAAGAAUGUGGACAUCCUCUGGCAAGCUGCUGAGGUCUGUCGCCGCCUUAACGGGGUCCGGUUCACCAGCUGCAAGAGUGCCAAGGACCGCACAGCCAUGUCAGUGACACUGGAACAAUGCCUGAUCCUGCAGCACGAGCAUGGCAUGGCUCCGCAGGUCUUCACACAGGCCCUGGAGUGCAUGCGGAGUGAGGGUUGUCGAAGAGAAAAUACAAUGAAGAAUGUUGGAAGUCGCAAAUAUGCAUUUAAUUCCCUGCAGCUGAAGGCUUUCCCCAAGCAUUACAGGCCUCCCGAAGGGACUUACGGAAAAGUUGAAACAUGAACACACGGUUUCCUCUAAUUAGCUGUUAUGUGAUAAAUGUGGGUACCCUCUAGUGUCAUAUACGAAUUCUUCAAGAAGACCUGAAGGAUUGAUUUUUAUUUUUGUGUUUUAAAUACUUCACUAAAGAGUCUGUGGAGCAUGUUUUUCUGUUGGAAUCCAUAGGAGGUAAUGUGUGGCCAGAUAGUGUGGAUAGUCAUGGCUACCCUUUGCAAUAGCUUUUAGCUGUAACUAUACAGCUAAUGUUGUAGCUCCUAUCAGAAGUCAGCUAGGUUUGUCUGAAAUGCCAGGAGACAUUUCCAAACACCCAUUUAGGCACUGCUCACCCCACUUAUUUUUCUACUCAGCAACUCAAAAGUGAGCAUUGGCUUAAAAUCUAAUUUUAAAAGUGUGGUUGUAAAACAGUAAAUCAUUAAACUGUUGAGUCAUAGGCAGACCGAUACAUGUUAAGUCUUGGGGGAAGAAGUUAGCACUUUCAUGCAGUGAGAGCAGCUGGUUCUAAUGAAUCCCGAAGGCCACUACUAUCUGUGAAACCCAAAGAAACAGGAAACUCUGGCUGCCCAUCCUCAGACAGCAUUCCAGGAGCUCAUGCAGGGGCCACAUUUCUUUCUACCCCUCAUGAGUUAUUGAACACAAUGUCUGAGAUGGAAAACCAGCUGUGAGGUCCCCGGACUCUGCCUCCUCUUAAGCUCCAUGUUUAGAUUCCACCACACCACAGGGCAUGUCUCAGUUUCUUCUCUGGUAAUCAGGACCUUAAAUGUGGCAUGUCUGAUGUCUGAAAGGCAGCUCUCCAGUGGAGGAUUUGUGGAUGUGGAGAGCGUGGAAACCUAAAGAUGUUCAGAACCAAUGUUCUUCUGUGAGAUUUCCAAUAGAUCUUCUAGAGGACAAUGCAAUCAUGUUUGAAUGUCUGAAGAAAGUGUCUUUUAGGUUUGCAAUAAUUGUUACUUUUCUCAUUCUGUUAUAUGACUAUUGAGAACAAAAUUAUCUCUUCUAGUGAGAUUUUGAAAGGGAUUUAUGGGCCAGGAAACUUAGAAAUUUCAUUGAAAAUUUAGUCUGGUCAUCUUUUAUAAGGUGAUGAUGGGUCUUAUCUGCACAUAGCAGAGUUUUUUUUCCUUAGGGAUUUAUAUGUUUUAUAAAUUCUGUUUGUCAUAAUUCUGUUUACAUGUUACUUGAAAGGUUAUAAAAGAUGUGUAUGUGGCACAUAAUGAUGAUGUGGUCCCACUGAUUUGUGAUUAAUUUUCUUUUGAAUCCUUUAGAAACAUAAGAAACUUGGGUCGGGGACACUAAGGUACAGGCAGGGCCAGACCUGGGCCUGGACAGGGAGGGUGCAGGCAUCAGUAGGGAUGGAAAUGGGUAUCCUUUCAGAUCCCUUUCCACCAUCCUGUAGAUAACCUGCUGUCUCCUGCUGUCUGCUGGAGGAGGGUGCAGUCUGUGAGGGGUGGUGGUGGCUCACUGCCCUGCCCUCAAGGCAGGGUACACUGUGGCAGGCCAUGGCAGAGAAGCACUUGUCCACCCAGCCCUCCACACAGGUGGCUGCUCUGCUGGUGUCAUAGUCUCCUCCUGAAGCUCCAGGCAGUCCCUUUCAAAGCCCAUUAGGUCUCAGUAUGGCUGACUAAGCCUUUUGCCCCUUCAUCAUUUCAUUUACUUCCUAAGUUUUCAGUUUUGUCUUAUUUUGACAUCACUGACUUUAAAACUGUUUUCUUCAGCUUUUAAAAUUAGAUGUUUUCCAUGACUUCCAUCCAAAGGACAUUACCUACCUGCAUUUGUAAAGGGAAUGGAGCAAUCGCUGGCUCAUCUGUCAGCCGUUUUGCAUGUGGCACCCUUACAUGAAUUAUUUUCUCAGCUUUUGUUUUAUAUUAUGAAUCACCAUAAAAUUCUAAGACUUGGCUAAUCACAGAAAAGGUUGCAGCUUCAGUGGUCUCUCUGAAGGCAUUCUGACUGGCUCCUAGAGUAUCACACGUCCCAGGCUUGCUGGGAAGGGGCACCUUGCACAGUCAUGGGCGCAGGAGCUCCUGGCAGCAUGGAGGAGGCUGAGUUGUUUGCUGCACGAGGAAGGAGAUUUUACAGGUUACCAUAGAAUGGAGGAGGUUCUGUUCAGUGUUUGCCCCCGUUUAAAAAGAAACGUUGAGGUAUCUGGACAGCCAGGACCGUCAUGUGGAUCUGGCAGAGCUCCUGCAGCACAGUUGCCUUUUGUUUCCUUUAAAGAUGUAAAAAUAUUGUAUAGUACUGUUUUAUCCCCCACAUAAUUGUAUUUGCCAAGCUUAGUGCAUUAAAAUACUUUUAUUUAUUUGUUUGGGGCAGUAUUAAUAUAUAUGAACAUAUAGUUACUGUUUUAUAUAUUCUCAGCUCAUUCAAAGCCAUGUAUGCUGUAAAUGUGCUAGUCUUUAGAAUGGUAAAUAAUAAAUAACUGAUAAGAACAUUAA